AUGAGUGCUUGUCGCCUGCGGGUCUUUGGCACGUGUGACAUGCGAGUGCAGCAGGGACAGCUCACCCAGACUGUAAACUCUCAGAACAUAGACACAAGGCCUGUGAACAUGCAUACAACGAUGGUCCAAGUCCUCUGGGGCUGUUUCCUCCUGUGGAAUCUCAACAUUGCAUCUUCUCAGACUGUUUAUCCUGGAAUCAAGGCAAGGAUUACUCAACGGGCACUGGACUAUGGCAUUCAAGCUGGGAUGGAGACAAUCGAGCAAAUGAUAAUGGAAAAGAGCAUCCCAGAUUUAAAAGGCUCUGAAUCUCUUGACUUUCUAAAGAUUGAUUAUGUGAGCUACAAUUUUUCAAACAUAAAAAUCAAGUCCCUUUCAUUUCUAAAUACUUCAUUAGCCUUUGUGCCUGGAGUGGGAAUCAAAGUGCUCACCAAUCACGGAACUGCCAACAUCAGCACAGACUGGGAAGUCAAGUCUCCGCUUUUCCAAGAUGCAGGAAGAGCUAAUCUGUUCCUCUCUGGGACCUUCUUCACUGGUAUACUUAACCUGUCCCGAAAUGACUUUGGUCACCCAACUGUGAAGCUCCAAGACUGCCACGCUCAAGUGAGCCAUGCCCACGUCUCGUUCUCUGGAGAACUCAGUGUCGUGUAUAACUCCUUUGCUGAGCCCCUGGAGAACCCCAUUUUAAAGACCUUAAAUGAAAUGCUCUGUCCUAUGAUCACCAGUGAGGCUGGAGCACUAAAUGCUAAUCUUAGCAUGCUGGAGGUUCUAACCAAGAUCGACAACCAUACUCUGCUGGAUUAUUCCCUAAUCGAUUCUCCAGAAGUUACUGAGAAUUACAUGGACCUGAAUUUGAAGGGCACAUUCUACCCACUGGAAAACCUUGCUGACCCUCCCUUCUCACCAGUUCCAUUUACACUCCCUGAACGCAGUGACUCUAUGCUCUAUGUUGGAAUCUCUGACUAUUUCUUUAAAUCUGCAUCCUUUGCUCACUUCACAGCUGGGGCUUUCAAUGUCACUUUCUCCACAAAAGAGAUUUCCAAUCAUUUUGUUCAAAACUUCCAAGGCUUUGGCAAUGUGCUCUCCCGGAUUGCAGAGAUCUACACCUUGUUCCAGCCCUUUAUGGUCCGGUUCAUGGCAACAAAGCCUCCUGUGAUCAAUUUACAACCGGGUAACUUCACCCUGGACAUCCCUGCCUCUGUCAUGAUGCUCACCCAAUCUGAGAACGCAACUGCUAAAACUAUCGUUUCCAUGGACUUUGUUGCUAGUACCAAUGUCGGCCUGAUUAUUUUGGGACAAAGACUGAUCUGCUCCUUAUCUCUAAACCGAUUCCGCCUCUCUUUGCCAGAGUCCAAUCGCAGCAAUAUUGAGGUCUUGAGGUUUGAGAAUAUUCUGUCUUCCAUUCUUCACUUUGGAGUACUCCCACUGGCCAACGCAAAAUUGCAGCAAGGAUUUCCCCUGCCCAACCCGCACAAAAUCUCAUUCGUCAAUUCAGAUAUCGAGGUUCUUAAGGGUUUCCUUUUGAUUUCCACCGACCUGAAGUAUGAAACAAACUCAAAGCAGCAGCCAGGAGUCCAUGGCUGGGAAGCUCUGAACCUGAUAAAAGGAUACUGGAGGGGGAAGCUAGCCCCUUGA
This is a messenger RNA of Trichechus manatus latirostris (Florida manatee), 1632 nucleotides long. RefSeq names its product BPI fold containing family C (gene BPIFC). Gene Ontology annotation, molecular function: lipid binding. The coding region runs from base 1 to 1632 and encodes 543 amino acids. The record is from RefSeq and is a predicted model, not a curated record. Lineage: Eukaryota; Metazoa; Chordata; Mammalia; Sirenia; Trichechidae. The transcript is spliced from 16 exons.